UUCAGAAAGUGCCUCUCUAGUAUGUGAUAACAGAUGGACUAUUAUGUCUAAACCUGGCCUCUAAAAGUGGAAAGAUGGAGUCCCAAAAGGCAAGCUAACUAUACGAUGACUGAGGGGUCGCCAAAUUUCAGAUCAAGUCUGGAGUUGUGACGUAAUAGCGUCUGCGACAUUUUUACAUCCAGAAACGUCAGUUUUCGGGGACUUGAUCGUCGGGUGUCUGUAGAAGGUAACAUCAUGGCGUCAGGAGCAGGAGAGAAGUCCACCGGACACGAUGCAGAACUGGACGAAUUAUUGGACAGUGCCUUGGAUGACUUUGACAAGACAUCGGCCCCUCCAGCCCCAGAACCUGCAGCUGCUUCCUCCUCAGGCAGCAGUGGGGCAGAAAAGCCACCCUUGCUUGAAGACUGCAAACUUUUCGAGACUCUCUUUGAGGGGGAGAUGGCUGCACAAGCCAAAGAGGAGUGGGAGAAGGCCAUGACUGAGCUGGCCCAGGAGGAGCCAGAGUUACUGCAGCACUUCCAUAAACUGUCAGAGGCUGCCGGCAAAGUUGGCACUGAUACGGCAUCCCAACAAGAAUUCACGUCCUGUCUUAAAGAAACCCUCCGUGGUUUGGCCAAAAAUGCAGACAACCUGCAGUCAUCAGGACUGGCUGGAGAAGACCUUGUCAAGGCUCUUGAAGGCCUGGGAUUGGAUGAGGGUGGAGAAGGAGGUGGAGAUGAUGGAAACAUCCUGCCCAUCAUGCAGUCUAUCAUGCAGAAUCUGCUCUCUAAGGAAGUGCUCUAUCCAUCUCUAAAAGAGAUCACUGCCAAGUACCCAGAAUGGUUGGAUGCCAAUAAACCAAGCUUGAGCCCAGAGGACUACCAGCGCUACGACCAGCAGUCUAAAAUCAUGGGAGAGAUCUGUAAGCACUUUGAGAAGGAGGAGGAGGGAGUACAGGAUAAAGAGAGCUCGUUUGAGCACAUCAUGGACUUGAUGCAGAAGCUGCAGGACCUGGGCCAACCACCUAAAGAGCUGGCAGGUGAUGCGCCUCCAGGCUUUAACUUCGACAUGGAGUCCUUGAAUCUCCCAGGGGGCCCUGGGGCGGGGGCAGCAGAGCAGUGCUCCAUCAUGUGAGGAGUUCUUGGUGCGGUCCAUCUGAAGCACUGGAGCCAGAGAGUUACUCUGUGUGGGCGUCAGCGACAGUCAGGCAGCAAAGGAAGGAUAGGAUGACGGAGAGAGAAGUGAAUGUCAGGCAGGGGUAGGAGCAGACCGUCGACACUGUUCUCCUUCAAACAGAAGGUUUGUGUGUGCCGAAACUUCAGGAGGAGGCACGAAAACCACCAAGAACCACACACUAUUCUGUCUAAAAUCACUGACCUCACAACUGCCAACACUUUACUCAUCCCUGCGAUAGUUUGUCAGCAGUUAUUUAGCUCCUUAACGGAUUAAUUUUAGCAUCAUUCCUUCACUAAGAACUUAAUGCAGCAGAACUCAGAGUUGUUUGAACUGUUUAGCCUAACGGUAAAAUCUGUCACACCAGCUCACAGGUAUAAACAGUGCCUUUAAUAAAUGACUUUUAAGGUGUAAUUUUAGGUCUCAUUAAACUGUAAAAAUUUGCUAUCAUUCAGCUAAGCACUUAUCAUGGUAGAUUUAACACAAAACUGCAAUAUCAUCCCAGAUUUAUGCCUGGAUAGUGAUGAUUCUUUGGUACCUCAUGAACUAACACCUUCUGUAUAGGCUGUAUAGGAUUUGAAUUAAGAGUUAAUACUAUUAAUGUGAAGAAAAUGGAAGUAACUGAGUGUACAUUUUUUAAUUAUUUAAAGAAAUAAAAGACUAAAGAGGUUUGAACACCUCUGAAAAGGUUCCUCUCACCUGAUGUAAUCCAGCCAACUAAUUUGGCAAGAAAAUCCCCAUUCCCCUCGUUAUUGUCCCCCAGUCCCAGGUGUGGACCUAAAGUGAUUGCAAUGAUGAUAUCUGAAUGCCUUUGCUGUGGUUAUAGUGAUCAUUAUGGUGUAGAGUUACUGUGCAAAGUGCUCCCGUUGUGCUUCCCUGUGUUUAAUGUGCAGAAUGAUGUUCCCUGCUAAGAAAGAAAAACACCUCAGAGGUAUUCACAAGCUGUUUACCACCUGAUUACAUGGACAUGUAUCCUCUUUAUUAAAAGAACAUUACGUUCUUUCCAGAAAAAAGUGGGUGAAAACAGCCUGAUGUUGGCACAUUUCGGCUAUGGUUUGUUUACCCCACCGUCCUCUUUCCACCAGCUGCUAAACAAGUGGACACUCUCCACCGCUGAGACCAUAGAGAGGGGUCUCGAAUUCACACGACCAUCAGCUCAUCUAUAACUGUAUAAUAAAGGGUUACUGUGAAAGGAUUCAGUCAGCCAUGCACUGAAAAGAGUUCAGAUUUACACGAUACACAGCUGAGGGGGCGCUGCUGCUGUGGAGGUCUGUACGGGCCUGUGGAUGUCGGUGCAGGGGGGGUAUCCAUGGGGGGCUGCAAUCUAUUCAACUCUCAGGGCCGAUGUAUAUAUGCCCAGAGCACCGUUAAUGAAAUGCAACCUGAUAUUUGACACUAUUUUGCUUUUGU
Molecule: messenger RNA, 2562 nt
Organism: Cheilinus undulatus (humphead wrasse)
Lineage: Eukaryota; Metazoa; Chordata; Actinopteri; Labriformes; Labridae
Gene: pex19
Product: peroxisomal biogenesis factor 19
Exons: 9
Coding region: 235-1113 (292 amino acids)
Biological process (GO): protein import into peroxisome membrane
Cellular component (GO): peroxisomal membrane; peroxisome
Source: RefSeq, a predicted model, not a curated record